ACAACGGUUCAUGAGGCACUGUGGUAUGUACCAUAUGGUGUCGCACCAUUCAUUUGGCCGAAUUGGUAUAUUGAUGAGCGCUAGUUCGUUGAGUUCAUGCUUGAUGCCAAGUUACCUCCUUGACAGGUGACUACACGUUGAUGGCGUUAGCAUUAUUACGGUCUCAUGAACCCACGUUCCAAAAUUUGCCGUUCAAAUUGAGCCCCACAAGAUCCAUGCGGUCGGUGCCUAACGCUAUAUAAUACAGCAUCCCGACAGACCUCUCGAGUGAUUGCACUUGUCCUCUCCCUUCUCCGUCACCAUGGGCAAAGGUUACAACGCACGUAUCGCCUCGAAUCCAUAUAUCGUCGGUACAUUCGCAUGUAUCGGCGGAGGCCUCUUCGGCCUGGAUAUCUCCUCCAUGUCUACAGUGUUGAACAACCCCGCAUACGCGAACACUUUCAACAAUCCUGGUAGCAAUGCACAGGGUGCUAUCGUCGCUUCUAUGCCCGCUGGGUCUCUAGUGGGAGCCCUUUCUGUCACUUACCUUGGUGACAAGCUUGGGCGCAAAAAGACGGUCAUCAUUUCUGGUCUCUUCUGGGUCAUUGGUUCUAUUCUUCAGUGCGCGUCGGUCGACCGUGGUAUGCUCUGUGUUGGCCGUAUCAUCUCUGGUUACGCCGUCGGCCUCGCUUCGACCGUUGUCCCUGUCUAUCAAUCCGAAAUUGCUGCACCUGCUAUCCGCGGUCGCCUGGUCUCCUUCCAACAAUGGUCCAUCACUUGGGGUAUCUUGUUCCAGUACUUCGUUCAGUUCGGUUGUUCGUACAUCAAUGGUACUGCUUCAUUCCGUAUCCCAUGGGGUCUCCAGAUGAUCCCCGCCAUCAUCCUUUCCCUUGGUAUGCUCGCGUUCCCCGAGUCCCCCCGUUGGCUCGUCGAUCACGACCGCGAGGCAGAGGCUUUGGAAAUUCUUGCUGACCUACACGGUGGAGGUAACGAGCAGGACGAGCUCGUCCUUCUCGAGUUCGAAGAAAUCAAGCAACAAGUUUACUUCGAGCGAACGGAAGGCGCCAAGGCCUGGUCAGACCUGCUCAAGCCUGGUGUGUUGCGCCGUGUCGUACUUGGCUCUUCUCUCCAAAUGUGGUCUCAGCUUACCGGUAUGAAUGUAAUGAUGUACUACGUCGUUUACGUCUUCGAGGGUGCUGGUCUUACUGGUCGUCGCGCGAAUCUUAUAGCAGACUCUGUGCAAUAUGUCCUUAACGUCAGCUUCACUGUCCCUGCGAUCAUCUACAUCGACAGAUGGGGACGCCGCCCGAUGCUUAUUUACGGCUGUCUCAUCAUGGGCUUCUGGCUCUACCUUGUCGGUGGUCUCCAGGCCCGCUUCGGUGAAUGGGGAACUCUCAACGGUGCUGCUACAUGGGUCGUCGUAAACAAUGGCGCCGCUACAAAAGCCAUCAUUGUAUGCUCCUACUGUUUCGUGUCCUCCUUCGCCAUUACGAUGGGUCCCGCUUCCUGGACUUACCCUGCAGAGAUCUUCCCCAUGCGUGUACGCGCCAAGGCCGUCUCUCUCUCCACAGCUACGAACUGGUUGUUCAACUUCGCAUUGGCGUGGGCUGCACCUCCGAUGUUGCAACACAUCCAGUGGAAGACAUACUUCGUGUUCGGGACGUUCAACUUCGCAGCCUGCAUCCACUUCUUCUUCUGCUUCCCUGAGACUGCUCAGCGCUCGCUGGAGGAGAUCGAGGAUGUGUUCGCACAGGGCCACGAGUACAGCGCCUGGGCUGUGUCGCGAUCCGUGGGCAAGAAGAACUUGACCGACGUAAUUGCAAAGUCGGAUGAAAAGGAAUCGAUUGACAAGGAACAUGUUUAAGGGGGCAAAUGCAUUUUUGAAUUUCAGCUCAUUUUUUCUGACUCUUGGUAAUGAUUAAUAGUUUACUGUACUUGUCACGCACUGCUAUUAGCAUAAGCAUGUAGCACCAUCAUGAGCAAUUCACGAAGAUACGGCGCGUAUGCGAGUGACGUGAAUCCCGACCCCCAGAUUUCGUG
Molecule: messenger RNA, 2019 nt
Organism: Suillus paluster
Lineage: Eukaryota; Fungi; Basidiomycota; Agaricomycetes; Boletales; Suillaceae
Product: general substrate transporter
Exons: 10
Coding region: 302-1843 (513 amino acids)
Biological process (GO): carbohydrate transport; transmembrane transport
Cellular component (GO): membrane
Molecular function (GO): carbohydrate:proton symporter activity
Source: RefSeq, a predicted model, not a curated record